AUGGUCAUUCAAUCAAUGGCCAAAACAAAGUGGGUCCGCACAAAGCUAACAACAGUCCAAAAGUCUGCAUGCCAUGAAAAGUUCAAGAACUUGACAAAUGCACUCACCACAGCAAAGGAUGUUUACCAGGAGGAAGCACAGACUGUUGCCCAAGAAUAUGGCCGCCUUGUAGAGGCCAUAUCUACAACAUGCCUUAAAGUGCAGUUUGAUGCACAACUCAUGCUAAACACCUCUCCAGUCAUUCCCUAUGUGAAGCGCUGUGGAAACAACAACCUUGCUGGGUGGCAAGAAAAGGUUGGGUCAAGCUAA
Messenger RNA from Suillus discolor, 309 nucleotides. RefSeq lists its product as uncharacterized. Lineage: Eukaryota; Fungi; Basidiomycota; Agaricomycetes; Boletales; Suillaceae. Bases 1 to 309 code for a protein of 102 amino acids. The transcript is spliced from 2 exons. The record is from RefSeq and is a predicted model, not a curated record.